AUGAGGACUGAUAUCGAUGGAUGUGAAGAUGUCAGAAGAUGGACUUUUGGAGUAAGAAGCUCCAGUAGACCUGUCAAAAACAUUCUUGUAGUUGGAGAAACAGGAACAGGGAAAACAACUUUCAUCAACACCUUGGUCAACUACCUGUUAGGGGUACAGUGGGGGGACAACAUCUGGUUUCAAAUUACACAGGAGGACAAGGAAAAGUCCCAGGCCAAAUCUCAAACGACUGCUAUUACAGUUUAUGAAGUGUUUGCGGAAAGUUCAUCUCUGAGGAUUAUCGACACACCAGGUUAUGGAUCUACUGAUGGGAUUGAUUUUGACCAGAUGGUGGCAGAAAAUUUGCACAGAUUGUUCCGAUCUGAAGAUGGCAUUCAUGAGAUAAGUGCUGUAGGUCUUGUGGUGAAAUCUGGUCAAAAUCGCCUCACAGAUUUUCAGCGUUACAUCUUCGAUGCUGUUCUCUCCCUGUUUGGAAAAGACAUAGAGAAGAACAUAGCAGUGUUGAUCACACAUUCCGAUGGAAUGCCUGAGGAUGAUGUAAUUUCUGCCCUGAAAGAAGCAGAUGUUCCAUGUGCCAAAGAUGUCAAUGGAGAGCCAGUCCAUUUCCAGUUCAACAACCGACAAUCCAAAGACCAUAAGGAGAAAGAAAAGAAGAAGUACCAGGAAGCGUGGGAGAGGGGAUACUGCAGUUUGGAGAGAUUUAUGAUCUUUUUGGAAAAGGCUGAUGUAAAAGAACUGAGUAUGACUGAGAAGGUGCUCAGAGAACGCAAACGUCUGGAGGCCUGUGUGAACAACAUACAAGACGCCAUCAGGAUGGAAGAACUGAAGCAGAAUCAGCUGCAGCAGACACAGAGGGCCUUGGAGGAAAACAUAGAAAAAAUGGGGAGAAAUGAAAAUUUCACCUAUGAGGUCGAGGAACCUUUCAAACAACUUGAGCCAAUCAACCUGCCUUGGAGGUAUUUGACCAAAAAGGCAACAUGCUGCACGAGAUGCGAGGAGAACUGCCACUAUCCAGGCUGUUGGUGGGUGAAAGACCUCGCUUGGUGCAGCGCCAUGAAAAACAACAGGUGCACUGUGUGUACCAGGAGGUGCCCUGUCUCUGAUCAUGUCAAACACAACAAGAUCUAUGUUCCAAGAAUUCGAAAAGUGAAGAAAACUGCUCAUGAUUUGCUAAAACAAUAUAACAAGCAAGUGGAUAUUCAGAAUGCACUUCAAGAAGAACUGUUCAAAUCUGAAGCUACAAAGAAGACGUUGUUGUUGCAGGCCUAUCAGUGCAUUGUCCAGCUUGAAGAGAUUGCAUUGAAGAAGGACUCCAUGUCCACUCUCAUUCAUCUUGACUUCCUGAUUGAAAAGAUGAAUGAGCUGGGAGAUGGUGAGAAAGUUGAGAAGCUGGUGCAUCUGAAUGAAAAAUAUCAAGCAGCAAACAGAAGCAGAUGGGUUUGGUGGGUUCCAGAAAGACUUCGGAAGGUGCAAGAGAAAGUCUCCACAUUCCUUGUCUCGUCAGACCAUUCUGCCUAGGACAUAACUCCAGAAGGCAUGCAUCAUGGGCACCACUAUAUUACAUCAGAAACUUGAGAGUUCAUGUUUGAGAUUCAUGGUAAUUGCAUUUGAAUGAUUUUAUUGGGAUUUUUUUGGGAUUGAGAUUUUUCCUUUUUUUUUGCUUAUGACCUGUUUGUCAUUGAUUUUUGCAGUGUAAGUUAGAAAUGUUGAGCCUCACACACUCGUAACCCUAAGUCCAAUCAACUCUCCCCCUCUUACUCUCAGCAAGACAAUGUGUCCUCAGUCAGUCUGUCCCUUUUUCUAUUUUACUCUUUUAUUAAUGCUUUGAGUAUACACGUACAAUAUAAUAGAAUGACAUACCUACAUAUAUAAUCAUAUUUCUACACUCAAAAUGGGUUGUUUGCAGCAAUUUGUUAUACGUAGAUUUCUAAAAGCGUGUCAAAUAUGAGAGACAUUCAAAUAGAAAUUGAUCACCAAACACAACUAUGUACUGCACACAGUGACGAAGUCCUGUAUUAAUGCCUGUUCAUCAGAGUAUCCAUUGUGAUACUGUGAUAUUGUGAUACUUUCUUAUGUUUGUCCACCUACAACCAAUAAAUAGAUA
Molecule: messenger RNA, 2104 nt
Organism: Engraulis encrasicolus (European anchovy)
Lineage: Eukaryota; Metazoa; Chordata; Actinopteri; Clupeiformes; Engraulidae
Exons: 3
Coding region: 1-1518 (505 amino acids)
Molecular function (GO): GTP binding; ATP hydrolysis activity
Source: RefSeq, a predicted model, not a curated record